GUAUUACACAACCACAAUUGAUUAGUGCGAAAUUUGCUGAGAGUUUGGCUUUUUGCUGAUAGACAAAAUUCGUAAACAAAUAGCAAUCAGACUUGGCAAAGUCAAGAUCAUUAUAUUAGACUUCUUAGUAAUAUUUUAAAUAAAAAAUGUUUCGGACUUUGCAACUUGGUUCGCGUAUCCUAAUGCGUCAGCAAUCAAUGCCAAGACCUGUUCUACUUUCGGCAAAUUUCGCAACGGCAUUAAAAGGGGUAGAUGCAUCCGAUCCCAAAUAUACAAUGGAUCAAGUGAGGAGCGAGAUUAUACAGCAUUUGGGUUUAGAAAGAGGCUACCAUCCAAUACCAAAGAGUCGGGAACAUUUACUAAAGUAUACUCCAAAACCAGAGGAUUUGCCAGCGCGCUCAAUGCAGGAUUCAUUCACCUCAGCUGUACUACCACUAAGCACUGAUUUGCAACUGCAGGAUAAUUAUGUCUCUCAUUUGGGUAACGUACGUAUGGGCCGUUUAAUGGAAGAUUUAGACGCUUUUGCAGUUUGGGUCUGCCAUCAGCACGUUAAAGUGCCCACCUUACCCGAGAAUGUAAAUCUACCAUACACUUUCGUUACCAUUCUGGUCGACAAGAUUACAUUCAGCAAUUUGGCAACGGAUGUCAAGGAAGACAUACGUAUUUCCGGCCAUGUAUCUUGGGUAGGACGAAGUUCAAUGGAAAUUGUUGUUUGGUUGGAACAAAAGUACCAAGGCGUAUAUAAAAAGAUAACACGAGCCCUCUUUCUCAUGGCUGCACGCAAUGCUACUAAUACAGGAGCAGCACCAGUCAAUCCCAUUGUUCCAGCUACGGAGGAGGAAAAACAAAUACUUUCUGGUGGAGAGGCGCGCAAGAAACGCCGUCAAUUGUUACAAGCACAAUCCAUCUUUAAAGUGGAACCGAAUGACUUCGAACAAAGUUUAAUGUAUGAUAUCUAUAAGCGAACAACCCACACUAACACCAUGGAGUUGAACAAACGUUGGUUGCCAUCUAAUGCGCGAUGGAUGUCUGAAUGGAGUACAGUUACAACAAUACCGUCGUUCCCAGACAACCGUAAUGCGCAUAAUACGGUGUUUGGUGGUUUUCUAAUGCGUUUAGCUUUAGAAAACAGUUGGACCGCUGCUUGCCUCUACUCGGGUUCACGCCCCAAACUAACACAUAUUUGCGACAUAAGCUUUGAGAAACCAGUACCGGUUACAUCAUUUAUAAAAUUGACCUCUUACGUUGUAUAUACCGAAAUGAAUUAUGUACAAAUAAUGACAAUUGCUGAUGUCUUGGACACAAGUGGCGGUCAAGUUACUACAAAUUUAUUCUAUAGUACUUAUAAAGCUAACGACUCUGUACAUGAAAUACUACCACGAUCCUAUCACGAAACUAUGUGGUACAUUCAGGGCCGACGCAAGUUUAAAUAUGCCCUAGGAUUGGAAUAAAUUAUUUAACAAAUCAAUAGAAUAUCCAUAAAGAUGCUGAGCACGAUAUUUAUUUAAGAAUGCUUGUUUAUUUAUAUUUUUGACUGUUAUAAUGCUUUUUUUUAUUUUUACCUAAACAUAAUUUACUCAUUUAUGAUAUUAGAAGCUUUUUAUUAUUUGUAUGUUUAUUAAUGCGUAUGUACGGCGCGUACAAACCGUUACGAAUUGUAAAGUGCAAUAAAUUAAUUGAAUUUAAUUUGUUUACGUUUCAUUUAUGUGUUGACUGUCGUAUAUUAGUCAUUAGACCAUCGCCAUUAGAAUACAGGCGACCCGAAUUUUUAUCUGGCUAAGAACUUCGGCAACAUUCCUCAAAAUUAUUUAGGAAAUGUGUUCUGCCGCUACAACAACACGACAGAAGAAUGAUGAUUCUGCUUGCAAAUAUACCCAAGAACUAAUCUGAAUCUGAGAGCAUAUCCUUGGCCCAAGAUAUGAUUCCUUUAUAAAAAUUUGAAAUCUCUGCAUUUGUAGACACUUUCUAGGGUAGAGCGCUGAAUUUAUAGAUUCACAGUUAAAAUUCUUUCCAAUAGAUUAUCGUUGAAAACAAAAUAUUAUUUCCUGACUUCACCUCUACAUAAUUUAUUCCCAAAAAAUUCAUAACACCUUGUUUUCCAAUUUUUAAAAAUUGUGUAUUUUUUAUCUUUUAGUUUGUGUUGACAUAAAAAUUAAAAAACGGAAAUCCUAAAGAAAACCUGAAUGUUGUUCCACAUUCAUACACUUUACCCUAAUGCGUUUUUUAGAAUCGCAGGCGAUGAGGGUAUUGCGAAGAGUGCAAAGCGAACAUAUUUUGCAGAUAU
Molecule: messenger RNA, 2284 nt
Organism: Zeugodacus cucurbitae (melon fly)
Lineage: Eukaryota; Metazoa; Arthropoda; Insecta; Diptera; Tephritidae
Product: acyl-coenzyme A thioesterase 9, mitochondrial
Exons: 4
Coding region: 147-1451 (434 amino acids)
Biological process (GO): acyl-CoA metabolic process
Cellular component (GO): mitochondrion
Molecular function (GO): fatty acyl-CoA hydrolase activity
Source: RefSeq, a predicted model, not a curated record